Messenger RNA from Nematocida parisii ERTm1, 438 nucleotides. RefSeq names its product 50S ribosomal protein L32. The coding region runs from base 1 to 417 and encodes 138 amino acids. Gene Ontology annotation, molecular function: structural constituent of ribosome. The record is from RefSeq and is a predicted model, not a curated record. Gene Ontology annotation, biological process: translation. Lineage: Eukaryota; Fungi; Microsporidia. The transcript has a single exon. Gene Ontology annotation, cellular component: cytosolic large ribosomal subunit; ribosome.
AUGCAGGACUUAUUAACGACUACUCCAUUAGUCAAAUUCAUAGCAGUAAAGAAGACAAACAGAAAGUUCAACCGAUUCCAGAGUGACCAGUUUAAGAGAUUAAGCAAGUCUUGGAGAAAGCCAAGAGGUAUUGACAACAAAGUAAGAAGAAAGGUAAAGGGUACUAUGGUCAUGCCAACUGUUGGAUUCAAGGCCGACAAAUUAGUAAGACAUCUUCUUCCAAACGGAUUUAGAAAGGUCAUAAUCCAGAACAUAAAGGACUUAGACGCACUUAUUUCUCUUAACAGAGUAUACUGUGGAGAGAUUGCCCAUGCAGUUGGUGCAAAGAAGAGAAUAGAAAUCGUAAAAAGGGCUGCAGAUCUAGGAAUAGUGCUUACAAAUGGAACUGCCAGAAUAGCUGCUCAGAAACUUGACUAAAUAAUCUGAGUACCAUAAAGU